AUGUCACUCGUCGAAGGUGUGCUUCUCAAAGUAGCCAUUAUGCCAGCCGCCUUCAUGUUCUCUGUACUCGGUUGUUUAAAUAUUAAGAACAAUAGCGAUAAAGAUGUCGACAGCGCCCAAUGUAAUACAUUUCAAAUGUUUCCGAUGAAGCGGAGUCAGAUCGAUAGUGAAGAAAGCACAGAAGAAUCGGAAAGCACGAGCAGUUCCAGAAAUUCGGCCUGUGGUGACAGGAGAAAAAAGAAAAGU
Messenger RNA from Ostertagia ostertagi, 246 nucleotides. Lineage: Eukaryota; Metazoa; Nematoda; Chromadorea; Rhabditida; Trichostrongylidae. The record is from the annotation of a GenBank genome assembly.